Fomitiporia mediterranea MF3/22 is the source of this 1959-nucleotide messenger RNA. RefSeq lists its product as uncharacterized. The record is from RefSeq and is a predicted model, not a curated record. Gene Ontology annotation, cellular component: cytosol. The coding region runs from base 1 to 1959 and encodes 652 amino acids. The transcript is spliced from 10 exons. Gene Ontology annotation, molecular function: metal ion binding; hydrolase activity, acting on ester bonds; nucleotide binding. Lineage: Eukaryota; Fungi; Basidiomycota; Agaricomycetes; Hymenochaetales; Hymenochaetaceae. Gene Ontology annotation, biological process: nucleotide catabolic process.
AUGCUCGGGUCCGUACCCGCUCGUCUUGCGCUCUCCUUAGCGGCGUUCGCAACCGCUGCAAAUGCGUGCGGCGACCAUUUACACGCUCGAGGACACUCGCAUGAACAUGUUAAACGCGGUAUAUCCCUGUUAACACCGCCAACGCGCCCAUUGGUCUGGGGAGAACUCAAUAUCGUCCAUACCACCGACUCUCAUGGCUGGCUUCUCGGACAUCAAAAGGCUUCUCCACCCGAGCCAAAUUAUUCUGCAGACUUCGGCGACUUCGCAUCAUUCGUCCGCCAUAUGAAGGAGAUUGCCAAGGAGAAGGGUGUGGAUUUGCUUCUUGUCGAUUCAGGUGAUUUGCAUGAUGGGACGGGCCUUUCGGAUGGUUUCCCACCCGGGGGCAUCGAUGUGCAUGAUUCAAACCAAUUCAUCAAAAAGCUUCCCUAUGACCUCCUCGCAAUUGGGAAUCAUGAACUCUAUGUUUACAACAGUACUCUCGACACGCAUACCGACUUCGCUCCGCACUGGAAUGGCCGAUACCUCUCCUCAAAUGUCAAUAUCACCAUCCCUUCCAGCUCCGACGCUUCACAAAAUGUCAGCGUGCCUGUAGGCGAGAGAUUUGCGAAGUUCACAACUGCACUAGGAAAGAAGGUUACAAGUCUUGGCGUUUUAUUCGAUUUUACAGGCAACGAUGACGGGACGACGGUCCAGAAGGUUGAGGAUAUGGUUAAGGAACAAUGGUUCUCGGAAGUGAUCGCAGAAGAACCUGACCUCUUCCUUCUUGCUGGACACAUGCCAGUCUCGAAGGACAAGUGGCCGACGGUAUUCAAUGCCAUUCGGGCUGUUCACCCUCAGACGCCGAUUUUAAUUUUUGGAGGUCAUGCACAUAUCCGUGACUGCACUCAGUUUGAUGGACGCUCGAUGGCGCUUGCAAGUGGGAGGUAUAUGGAGACUGUCGUCGGGUCCUAUUUUCCCGCAGGCUUGAAUUUCAGUCAGGUCCCGUCGACCGGGAAUCUGUCUUUCUCGCGUCGAUACCUUGAUACCAACAGGCUCAUCUACGAAUUCCACACCGGUCGAAGCAACAAUAGUUUUGAUACACCUAAUGGACUCGAUGUGUCCCAAGGUCUGAGGGAGCUCGCGGAGAGAUUUGAUUUGAACUUCACCUAUGGAAUUGCUCCUCAGGAUUAUACCCUUACUCGGGAUCCCUAUCCGAGUAAUGGGUCUUCACUGUCGCUUUUCAUUGAACAGGCGGUCCCAAUAGCUCUAAAGUCAAAUACAACACAAGCCAACACACCUGCACUCUUCGUAGCCAACAGCGGGUCUCAGCGCUUCGACAUCCUCAAAGGCGCAUUCACGAAGAACGACCAGCUGACAGCUUCGCCGUUUACUAACUCUUUCUUGUUCGUGAGUGGGGUGGAGUAUGGCGUUGCGAAGCAGGUAGUGGGGAAGUUGAAUGAGGAGUAUGGGGCAGAUGGAAAGAGGAAGAGGAGUACUAGGAGUACUAGGAGGAGGGGAGAGUGGAUGAAGACGUUGUAUGAGAAGGGUGACGUUGAGAUGAGGUAUAAUGCUUGGCUUGAGGAUAUGGAUUUACGAUAUCGGGUUCUGUCGGGUGAAUUGGGGAGGAGGGACGAUAAUGAGACUGUGGGGACGAUGGGCUACGUUACUACAGACUCAUGUCCAGGAAUAGGCGACGACACAAUCCACACGCCACCCCCACACUAUUCCUCCCCAGUGUAUAUCUCAUCACAAGACUCUUCAUCAAACAAUCCACUUCCAGGCGUCUCAGACGACUCCACGCUUGUCAACUUCGUUUUCGCUGACUUCAUCGAGACGGACGUGCUCGAGGUCUUAAACGAGAUCACUUCGGAGCAAGGUGGAGGAGGAGGAAAGACGUUCAGCGAGAGCGAUGUUGCUACUUACGCGAGUUAUAGGACGAACGAAGUAUGGGGUGUAUUUGCGAGUGCUGCUUGGAAUUAA